GUUGACGAAGCGGCAAGGAGAGCUGCAGCAGCACUGAAAACUCAACCCAACGGAGGUGGAAGUCUGGUGCAACCUGUCUUUGAGGCAAAGGACUUGGAGUCUGUUUCAGGGAAAUACCACACUGGUCAGUAUCUUGCCCACGUCUGAAAAGUUGUUGAUGUAUCUUGCCAACUUCUGUCUCAAGAUGCACUCCCAUCGAAUGAACAAAGGCCUACCAAUGAG
Molecule: messenger RNA, 222 nt
Organism: Chara braunii
Lineage: Eukaryota; Viridiplantae; Streptophyta; Charophyceae; Charales; Characeae
Source: the annotation of a GenBank genome assembly